AGAAAUCGGCAAGAAUGCUGCGAUUUUACUUUCAACCAGCAAGGUUUCGUCUUUCAGUGUCAAUGGGAAAUACCACCCAUUGAUUUAAAUUUAUCGAGAAAUUUACCAAAAUAUAAGGAUGGCUUCGAAAUGUUUGCAUAUGAUACACCGCUGACAGAAAUGGGAUAUUUGCAGUCGAAACUCACAGGUUUUCCGUUUUUGCUUUUGAAUAUUGGUCUUCGUGCUUGUUUGUUAACAGUGUGUUUUGAUUUCUCCUACUACUUUAUAUAUUCAAUAAUUGCGGAAACUGUGAUUUGA
Brugia malayi is the source of this 297-nucleotide messenger RNA. RefSeq lists its product as uncharacterized. The transcript has 2 exons. The record is from RefSeq and is a predicted model, not a curated record. The annotation marks the transcript as partial. Lineage: Eukaryota; Metazoa; Nematoda; Chromadorea; Rhabditida; Onchocercidae.